Molecule: messenger RNA, 387 nt
Organism: Coccomyxa subellipsoidea C-169
Lineage: Eukaryota; Viridiplantae; Chlorophyta; Trebouxiophyceae; Coccomyxaceae
Product: DUF926-domain-containing protein
Exons: 3
Coding region: 1-387 (128 amino acids)
Biological process (GO): regulation of gene expression
Cellular component (GO): nucleus
Molecular function (GO): chromatin binding
Source: RefSeq, a predicted model, not a curated record
AUGGUGGGGCCAGUGCUGCCUGGUGGCGAGGGCGCGCAUGCGGUGCCCGGCAGCUACGGCGGUGCGCUGCGGCCGGGCGAGGGAGAAGCCAUGGCUGCCUAUGUGCAGAGCGGCAAACGUAUCCCUCGCCGUGGAGAGGUUGGCUUGACGGCGGAUCAAAUCUCCAACUUUGAGGAUCUCGGCUAUGUCAUGAGUGGAUCGCGGCACUCCAGGAUGAACGCUAUUCGCAUUCGCAAGGAGAACCAGGUGUACACAGCAGAGGAGAAGGCAGCAUUGGCAAUGUACAAUUUCGAGGAAAACAAGAAGAAGGAGCAGAAGAUCUUGGCGGACAUGCAGGAGCUUGUACAAAGGACCCUCGGAGAUGACGAGGAGCCGGAUGCUGAAUAG